Messenger RNA from Thamnophis elegans (Western terrestrial garter snake), 3603 nucleotides. Its product is annotated as guanylate-binding protein 1-like. The transcript is spliced from 11 exons. The coding region runs from base 88 to 1920 and encodes 610 amino acids. The record is from RefSeq and is a predicted model, not a curated record. Gene Ontology annotation, molecular function: GTPase activity; GTP binding. Lineage: Eukaryota; Metazoa; Chordata; Lepidosauria; Squamata; Natricidae.
GAAGAAAAAGAUCACGGAGGGCUGCGAAGAGAGUUGUCGAGCGAUCCAUUGAUUUCUUUGGAAAGACGCUGCAUCUCCUCCAAAGCCAUGAUGGAGGCUCCGGUGUGCCUGAUUGAGAACAGGAAAAAUCGCCUCCAUGUUUCUGAGGAUGCCCUUCAGUUGCUCUCAGACAUCCAGAAUCCGGUGGUGGUGGUGUCCAUCGUGGGACUGUAUCGCACGGGCAAGUCCUACCUGAUGAACAAGCUUGCUGGCAAAAAUUCAGGUUUCUCUUUGGGCUCCACAGUGCAAGCAAAAACUAAAGGAAUCUGGAUGUGGUGUGUUCCCCAUCCGGACAAGCCUAACCAAACCCUUGUCCUGCUGGAUACUGAAGGGUUAGGUGACCCUGAAAAGGGCAGUCCUGAAAACGAUAUCUGGAUCUUCUCUUUAGCCGUAUUGUUGAGCAGCACCCUGGUCUACAACAGUGUGGGGACCAUUGAUCAGACUGCCCUGGACAAGCUUCAUUUUGUGACGGAGCUGUCUAAACAUAUCAAGACCAAGUCUUCCUCCACUCCUGGAGAUACAGGUGACACUUCUGGAUUUGUUGGCUUCUUCCCAACAUUUGUCUGGGCUGUGCGAGAUUUCACACUGCAGCUGAAUUGGGAUGGGAAACCCAUCACAGAGGAUGACUAUCUUGAAAUUAAUCUGAAAUUAAAAAAAGGUGACAAGAAGAAGGAUAAGGCAUUCAAUCUGACACGGGAAUGUAUCCGACUGUUCUUCCCCACCCGGAAGUGCUUCGUCUUUGAUUGCCCUACUACACGUGACAACUUAUGCAAUGUGGAACAGAUGUCGGAUUAUCAGCUGCACAAAGGUUUUGUGGAACAAGCAAAGAAAUUCUGUCGUCAUAUCUAUGAAACAUCUCGAGAAAAGACUCUUCCAGGAGGGCACACUGUCACUGGCAACUUGUUGGCAAAGUUAGUCCAGGGCUAUGUGGAUACUAUCUCCAGUGGGAACGUUCUCUGCCUGGAGAAUGAAGUCUUGGCCUUGGCAAAGAUUCAGAACAUGGCAGCCGUGGAGAAAGCUGUUGCUCACUAUGCGCAACUGAUGUCGCAAAGGGUGGAGCUACCCACUGAGACUUCCCAGGAACUUCUGGAUGUACACAAAAAAUGUGAGGAAGAAGCCCUCCAGAUGUUCAUGGAUUGUGCCUUUAAGGAUGAUGAACAUCAAUUCCAGGCUGAAUUCAUGAAAAAAGUGGAAAGCAAGAAGGAAGAGUACUGUAGCAAAAAUGAGCAGGAAUCUUCUGACAUCUGUUCAGCUUCUUUGAACUCACUCUCUGAAAAUCUGGAGCAGAACAUCAAUAACGGAAGCUACUCUCGACCUGGUGGCCACCAGGAAUUUGUAAAUGACCUCCAAAAAGUGGAGAAAGAAUUCUUGGAGAUACCUAAGAAAGGAAUAAUGGCAGGGAAAAUCCUUAAAGAAUUCCUCCAGAGCAAGGAAAACAUCAGAAAAGCCAUCCUUCAAAGUGACCUGAGCCUUCAAGAGAAAGAGAAGGAAAUAGAAGAGAAAAAAAUGAAUGCCAAAGCCUUAGAACUAGAGCAAGAGGUUCAGAGGCAGGAAAUGAAAAUGCUCCAACAGAAGUUUGAGGACCAGAAACGGAGUUAUGAGAUGAACCAUCAGAAGCUAAUGGAGAAGAUGGAGGAAGAAAGGAAACAGAUGAAGGAAGAGUAUGAGAAGAUGAUGCAAAGCAAACUCAGGGAACAAGAGGCUUUGUUUGAAGAGGGUUUCUGUAAGCAAGCGAACCAACUGAAAGAGGAAAUCAAGCAGCUCAAAACCAAAAAGGAAGCUGUGGAUGAACCAGGUUGGAUCAAGAGACAUGUUGACUCCCUGGGAAAGAAAAUUACUGGUGUAUAUUCAACAGUUGCUAAUUGGUUUAAGCGUUCCUAAUCCAGAACUUCUGCAUGGAUUUUUUAAAAAGAUGUCCCCGCUUUAAGAGUUGGAUAACCUUUCAGGAGUCAGGUAAAAAAAAAAGUGAGAAACUCAAAGUGGGCUGGAAGAGAAAAACAAGAUAAUGAAGACAAUAAUUAGUAUUUUCUAAAUCGAUAUUCUAAUCCUGAUAAUCUUCUUUCAAGUGAAAUUUAUCUCCCAGGAAGUGCCUCUACUUCCUAGAAAGGACCUGGCUGUGCUCAUGCUACAGUUAUUUUAGAUUCUGUUGGAAGUUAAAACCCACCCCUCUCCUAGAAAAAUAAAAUAUUUUAGGAUAUGCUAAAAAAGCAGAAUAUUUCCCCUAAAAAAGAAGUAGAAACUCAAAGAAGCAGAAACUCAGCUGCCCCCACCUUUAUUAAUGGGCCAUUAAGGCCUGGGUCAGUCUAUUCUACAUAACAAAGAUCUACCCCAUUUCAUUGCCCUUCGUUGCACCACCCACCAAAUUUCAACCAAACAACACAAAGACAAUCUAAAAAGCCAGCUAUGACCUCUGACCUCUGGCAGCAACCAAUCAGGAUACUCUUCAUCUGUACCAGGAAGUUCAAGGCCCAGUGGAGGGCAUAAAACCCAAGAUCUCUCAGCAUCCCUUCCCCUUUCUGUUCAGGAACUGAAGCCAUGCAGUCCUGUCCACCAUUAAACCAUCUUUCCAAACAGCCUCCAUGUUUCCAGUGUCUUUUUCCCCACUUGGAACUGAACCCAGAUGGACAUCUCUUCCAACAAUUCAUUCUGUAGGUUUAAAUUCCUGCAAAAUCAUUCUCGGACCUUAGGGAUUUCUUUAAGAAGCUUGAGAUUUGAUUUCAAAGCUUCAUGAAAGGCUUCCCGGGGUGUCACAAAUUGAAUUCAGGCUUUUUAAAUCUCCGCCUACAAUCUUGAUUAAAUCAAGAUCAUGUGGAGUGUUAAUACCACCCCUCACCCCCAUGGAGUGAGAUCUGCCCCCAGAGUCACCCCAUAGAGGGAUGAGUGGCAAAUAAAUAAAUAAAUAAAUAAAUAAAUAAAUAGUCCACACAGUUCUGUUUUUCCCUCCUGAUACUGAUUCAAAAACCGAGUAAAGGCUGACGAUCCAGAAGAACCAGGAGAACCGAAAGAGAAGCUAAAACAAAGUUUUCACCUACAUGUACAACACUUUAGAGAAAGACCUGAAGAGAAAGUAAACGUUUCCUGCAAGGGCAGAGGAAAAUAAUCAUUGGAAAAUCCCAGACAAAGGCAGGAAGAAACUCAGGAAACAGUUUGGGGAGGGAGGCCCCCAAUGUCGCAAUGAUACGGACGUGUGGUCUCGAUGCUACGAGACCGUAGCUGAUACUUUUGCUGCUGGGUGGUCCAGUCGGACCUAAACCAUCCUGAAGAGACGUUGAACAGAAAGAAUACAUUUUGCUGACCUCAGAGACAUCGCAAAGUCCCUGAUCGAUGUAAGAGAAGUUCUUCAAGCCAGCGACAAAAUAUCCAGUCAAAGCUAACGAAGUCGGGGCGGCUCAAAAAUGGAAGGAUACAGAAAGAGAAAGUGUUUCCAGCUGGUGAUGAAGAUGUUGAGGAUGCUUAUCAAUUGGAAAAUGUGGUGCUUAAAUCCCAAAAAAUUGGAGUGGAAAAUGAAUAUAAAGAAAUUAAUUUUGAUGAUAUUUAUGGUGAUUGGUUUGUCUCUGAAAAUGG